UUUAGGAUGUGAUACAACAUUGGUGUUUGAAUGAAGAAGCUUGAAAUCUGAAACUUGAAAAUGGUGGUAAGGGUCGGGUCGCACUAGUGGACAAAAUUGUUUUUGUUGUGACAAAAUUCCAGACAAAUAUCUGUUUCUGGUAAAAUUUUUUUGUUGUUUUAGGGUUGCAUGCAAUUUGCAUUCCUGUCAUACACGCAUCAUUGUGUCAACAAAAGGAAACUUUCCCGCUCCUGCUCAAGGUGUGUCACAAUAUCACACUAUAUUAAACAUUUAGUGCAUGAUCAUGGAAUCACAAGAUGCAGCUUUCGCUUUGUUGAAGUUUUAUUGCUUUUAACUUGCAUGCAGGCUAGAAUGGCAAAUCUAUACAAUCUGCACUGUAUUUACAGACUUCAUAACUUAAAUAUCCAGCUAGUGUUGUUGGAAUACGAGCGUCGGAUAAGACAGCAUAGACGGCGAAGACGAUACAAUCCAUACCGCUGGCAUUUGCCAAGACCAAAUGGAUUGUGGUUCGAGAUACACUUCAGGAAUCUUGCAAUUCCUCCCAACUACUUCAAAAGCCAGUUACGAAUGAAUAGGAAUACCUUUAAUGCACUUCUCAAUAUGCUGCACCCUUUUCUUCUGCAGCAAAACACCUUGUUGCAUGAUUGCAUUCCUCCAGAAAAAGUGCUCACUCUUGGUCUUUACCGUCUUGCACAUGGAAACUCGUACUUGACAAUUGGCGCUAACUUUGAUGUAGGGAAAAGUACCGUAAUGGAGGCAGUUCAAGAUGUUACUGGGGCACUUUUUGAACUGAGAAACGAGUACAUGAAACUUCCAGUAAGUGAAGCAGAGACUAGGACAUGCAUUGAAACAUUUUCUGAACUUUCUAAUCUUCCUAAUGUUGCUGGAGCGAUUGAUGGCACCCAUAUUCAGAUAAAAGCUCCCGAUGAAAGCACUCUUGAUUAUUUUAGCUGCUUUCAUCAGUACAAUUUUAUAGUUCAAGGGGUAGUGGACGGCCACAAACUGUUUCUCGAUUUCGCCACCGGACAUCCUGGAAGUCUUCACGAUGCCCGAGUUCUGAGAAACAGCACAUUGUACAGACAUGGGGAGCAGGGAUGGCGCAGUGGAGCAGGGAGCAGAGAUGGUGCAGUGGUGAGAGUGCUCGUCUCCCACCAAUGUGUCCCAGGUUCAAUUUACGGACCCGGCGUCAUAUGUGGGUUGAGUUUGUUGUUGGUUCUCUUCUCUGCUCCAAGAGGUUUUUCUCCGGGUACUCCGGUUUUCCCCUCUCCUCAAAAACCAACAUUUCUCAAAUUGCAAUUCAAUCCUUGAAUGCACUGACAUUUCUGAACGAGUUCUGUGAAUCCCUUGGUGCUCUGUGGGUGAACAAAUUACUUUUAAAUUUACAUUUUACAUUUACAUCCUAAAAAGUCCUACUAUACAGAUUGGUCAUCAUGAAAUUUGGCCGUAUCUCAUCGUGGAUAGUGCUUAUCCCCUUGGACCAUGGCUACAAAAACCUUUUCCCUAAGCAACUAGGGAUCAAGACAAGAUUUCCUUCAACCGAGAGCUGACUGCUGCCAGAGUUUCUGUUGAAUGCGCCUUUGGUAUCUUAAAGAGCCAAUGGAGGAUUUUAGCAA
Molecule: messenger RNA, 1613 nt
Organism: Orbicella faveolata
Lineage: Eukaryota; Metazoa; Cnidaria; Anthozoa; Scleractinia; Merulinidae
Source: RefSeq, a predicted model, not a curated record